UAAAACUUAAUAUUAGGAUUUAGGAUACACACACCCUUUGGAAUCCAACGCUUUCUAUCUUCUCUCUCACAAAAUCAUCCCCACCAACAAAUUCUCCUUAGCUUUGCAUUUUAAAGUUUUCACAAUCUUCCGUAACUGCACAAAUCCACAACUGCACUCUUUAUAAACAGUCCUCACAUGAAUGAGUUAAGUUACACUUGUCAAGCUGCAAAAUUAUCGCAUAACAUCAACUUUUGGAAAAGUAAUUAACUGAAAAGUUAUCUUUUCAGUUUUUUUUCUUCCUUGAAAUUAUUUAAUUCUAGCUUUUAGCAAUAGAUGUCAAUGCCUCUCCAAAUAUACAAGUAACUUGUUAUCUUGAAGGAUAUUUUUAACCAAUAAAAGGAGAUUUUAUUGAACAUCGAAUCUUCCAAGCCAUCACUCUUCUCUCUAUCAUGUUGAAGUCAUAGUUUUCUUAUUGACAUGAUUUAUAAUUAAGUUUCAGAUACACUUACACUUAUUGUAAUCAAACAGUUACACAUUAAGGGUAUGGCAUUCAACGUUUAUCUAUAUCUCUUUCACCUUGGUGUCUUCACUCUUGUUAUAAGCUCUUUGGUUACAAUCACCCAAACUGUGGCACCUAUUCUUGAUGUUUCCUCUCUAAGUAGGACUAGUUUUCCUCCAGCUUUCAUCUUUGGCACUGCCUCCUCUGCCUACCAGUACGAAGGUGCUGCAAAUGAAGGUGGCAGAGGACUAAGUACUUGGGAUACCUUUGCUCAUCAAAAUUCAGAAAAAAUAUUGGAUGGAAGCAAUGGAGAUGUAGCUGUUGAUCAAUAUCAUCGCUAUAAGGAAGAUGUUGGGAUCAUGAAAUAUAUGAAUAUGGAUGCUUACAGAUUCUCCAUCUCUUGGUCAAGGAUAUUGCCAAAAGGAAAAGUAAGCCAAGGUAUAAACCAAGAAGGAAUCAAAUAUUACAACAAUCUCAUCAACGAGCUUCUGGCAAAUGGUCUUCUUCCAUUUGUGACCCUUUUCCAUUGGGAUCUUCCUCAAGCCUUGCAAGAUGACUAUGGUGGCUUCUUAAGUCCUCAUAUUGUAAAUGAUUUCCAAGACUAUGCAGAGCUAUGCUUCAAGGAAUAUGGAGAUAGAGUGAAGCAUUGGAUUACCUUUAAUGAACCAUGGAGUUACAGUAUGGGGUCAGAGCCCUACAUGAGCUCACACUACCAACUACUUGCUCAUGCAGCUGCUGUUAAAAUUUAUAAAACCAAUUAUCAGGCAUCUCAAAAUGGUUUGAUAGGCAUCACCUUAAAUUGUCAGUGGUUUGUUCCAUUCUCAAAUGACACAUUAGAUCAUCAAGCUGCCCUACGAGCUCUUGAUUUCAUGUUUGGAUGGUUCAUGGAACCACUUACAACAGGGAAUUAUCCAAAAACCAUGCAAUCCUUGCUGGGAAGCCGAUUACCAAACUUCACUGAAGAGCAAUCCAAGCUACUUAUUGGCUCGUUUGAUUUUAUUGGACUCAAUUACUACACCGCUAAUUAUGCUGCCCAUAUAUCCAAUCCAAUUAAUAACACGAGCAAUACUAGCUAUUACCAAGAUUCUCGUGUCAAUGUUACAACUGAACGUAACGGGACACCUAUUGGACCAAGGGCUGCUUCAUGUUGGCUUUAUGUUUAUCCAAGGGGACUUCGAGAACUAUUGUUGUACAUCAAGAUGAAGUAUAACAACCCUGUAAUUUACAUAACAGAAAAUGGUAUGGACGAGUUCAAUGAUCCAACCAAAUCACUUGAAGAAGCACUCAUGGAUACUUAUAGAAUUGAUUACUUCUAUCGCCAUCUUUAUUAUCUUUUAAUUGCGAUCAAGGAUGGGGUGAAAGUACGAGGAUAUUUUGCAUGGUCACUUCUGGACAACUUCGAAUGGAAUUCUGGCUACACCUUGCGUUUUGGAAUUAACUUGGUCGAUUACAAGGAUAAUUUGAAAAGAUACCAAAAGCUCUCUGCCCAUUGGUUUAGGAGUUUUCUUCAGAAGUACUAGACUUGUUGCAUGAUGAUCCCCUAUAGUUAAUAAAAUGAAAACUUGGUCAUUAGUCAGCAACAAGUUUAAUUUUAGGUUUUUUUUUUAAAUUACAAGCAUCUGGGUCUGUGAUUGUUCUAUACUUUCCAUGGUGUUCAGUUUUUGUUAACUGAUAUAUUAGGAUUCAUGGUAUGAAUGAAAAAGGAUGUUUAUUUUUGGACAUUGUUGAAAUAUUUUGAAUGAGAUUAUUAUGGUUGCGCAGUAGU
Messenger RNA from Cajanus cajan (pigeon pea), 2246 nucleotides. RefSeq names its product beta-glucosidase 12. Gene Ontology annotation, molecular function: beta-glucosidase activity. NCBI's taxonomy places the organism in Eukaryota, Viridiplantae, Streptophyta, Magnoliopsida, Fabales, Fabaceae. Gene Ontology annotation, biological process: carbohydrate metabolic process. The record is from RefSeq and is a predicted model, not a curated record.